CUGAUAUGAGUAAUUAGGUUUUCUAUUGAGUAACAAUAAGAGUGGUGUUCCACCCAGUUUAGACUCACGGUAUAAAUUUAACAAGAUUAUCAUUAGACACUAAUACAAACACCUGGGCUGUGAGCUGGAGCUGUACAGGUAUGGUAGACACAGCAAGUGAACAAAAAAAGUUAUGUAUGUUGUGUCAUUGAUGGACUUAUUACAGAGGAUAUGUGUGUGUGUGUGUGUGUGUGUGUAUUACAUACAGAGAAAGAGAGAUUGUAUGCUCACAGGCUAUCCAGCAAAUACUUUGUAUUGAAGUUCUGUAAAUGCUAGAUAGCGCAUUGAGAGAGUCUUCUGAUAAGGAGAAAUAGAACGAUAGGAUAACUAAUUGUGGGAAAAUAAUGCUGGUGAGGGGUUCCAGAGGCAUAAUAGUAGUGAAUGAAUGUUAAGGGGUUUAUAAAUGUUUCCUGAAUUCUAAGAUAACAUUAGUUUCCCAUAAUGCACCCUUUGCUGUCAUACAUCCUAUUGGUUAGAGAAAGUGUUAGAGUAGUGUAGGGGUAAAGAAGAAGCGUUUAAUGAUAGGAUGUUAGGACACCAGUUGUAUAUAUGUGUCCCGGUUUUGCCCAGGAUUAGAGGAAAUUACACUCUCAGGUUGAAUUCAUAUGGAAAAGAACUGAAUUGAACUAUUGACAGUUGCAGUUCAAGGCUGUAGCUCUCACUAAUCUUUUUCACACAGAUUUCACACUUUUCUGCAUAAGAUUAAUCCCCUCCAUAUUGCACAUGCACAUUAUUCCCCUUUCAUUAAGGAGAAUAAGUCCAUAGAUAACAUCACCAUCCAUGCCUGCACAAAAAAUGAGAAUGCAGAAAAUGAACACACACACAAAAUGAAAAUAUAGAAAAUGCUUGGUUAUCUAAAUUAAUCUCAUUUUCAGUCUGGGUAAAAAAGUUUAAAACAAAAUAAAAAUAUUUUUCAUAUAGUUUAUCUUUUUUUCUCCCAUAAAGUUGAAGCUCUUUUGUACAUUCUCUCACACAUAACAGAAUAAACUUCUGAUAAUGAAAUGGCAUAUUUUUCUCUCUUAGCCGUAACUUGUGAUAGGUGAUGGUAAAAACAAGGCAAAUGUGAACUCUGCAGGUGGUAUUGUUUGUGAAAUUAAUUUAUUUAUAUUAAGUCAUUUUGUUUUACAUUAUAUUUCUACUUAUCUUAUUGCUUUUUUUGACUAAUAGUUGCCUAAUUUUGUCAUAUGACUUUUUUGCUCAGAGAGACUUCAAACACUACUGAGUAUACACUAAUAAUUAAUUUUUUCUUAUUGUCUUAUGUUUUAUUAUCAUCCCUCUGCAGUUAUUACUAAAAGGAGUAUUACAGUGGUACCCAGACAGUGAUGGAACCCAACAGAAGAUAUUGGUAUGUUUUACUGGUUCCUUAUUUCCUACCAUCAAUAACUUGCAAUAUUACACCAGCUCAUCUCUAUAAUGUGAUAAUGAGUUCAGAGAUAAAGGAGAACCCUUGCUUCACAUUAGACCAGUUAGCUUUUAUAUUAUAAAACUGAAUAGAACAUGGCUACCAGCCUAGGAUAAAGUCCCUUUUACAUUAGCACAAAUGCUGUAUUGAAGUUUAAUUUCUUUUCACUUAUUAACAUUUCUUAUGUAGCACACUUCUCCCGAGCUCUUAACACUUAUUAGUAAUAAAUCAGUCAAUUAGCAAAAAAGCUAUUAUGUAAUCAUAAAAAAGCAUCUACAGCAUUGGAACUGUAAAGGAUCAUCAAUGUUUAUAUAAUCUUUUAGAAUCAAGUCAUACCCUCUGGGUUGAUAUUAUAAUACAGUGAUUAUGUAAGUGUUAAAGGGUUACUCCAAGCACCUUGACCACUUCAUUGAUUUGCUGUGGUCAUGUUGCCUGUAAUCUGUUUUUGCAGCAUUUUGCUUUGCAUACAUAGAUUAACCUCUUAGCUGGCGGAGAUAUAUCUUCACCUCCCGGAGUGUCAUUAGCUAGCCCAGAACAAAGUUUAUGGCUGACUAAUGUCAAUUCUGUGCAAAAUUAACAUUUGAUACCAGAACAAAACCAUGCUGGCACAAGACAGCCAAUGGUGUCACGCAAGGCCAUGGCUUAGCUCAGUGCAGGAACUUCUAUAUGAAGAGAAAGCGGUGGUGGAUACCUGCAGACCGCAGGUAAGUUGCCAAACCAUUCUUAGAUAAAACUGACAGAUAUUGUAAGUCAGUACAGUAAAAUCUCACCAAUUUACUAACCAAUAGUAUGCCUUCAGGGACAGCCAAUAACCAGUAUUUAGAAUUGUUUAGUCAUUAAUAAAAUAGUAGAUACUCUUCCACUUCUUAAUUUAUGUCAUGGACUCAUUACUAUCAAUAACAGAGUGUUUGCAAAUGAUGUCAAAAUGCUAUUUAAAGUAUGUAAACUAACAUCAAAGGUUGUGUCAUGCUCUGCAGAGUGCAUUCCAUAUAAAUAUGGUGAUAUGGUAUUUAAAGGAAUAUCCAAUAUAGUACAAUGAAAAUAAUUUUAUUGCUUUGCUUUUAUUUGCAGUGAUGAUAAAAAAUCCCUCCAGGAAGCACGCCACUUACUGGAGACAGAGGUAAGGAAUGCAGAGGGUGGUCCAAAAGGGACAGGUGGAGUGCAGUGUUUUCCUCUCAAAUGUUUGCUGCAAUAAAAAAAAAAUUAGUUGUAAGAAGUCAUUAUAAAUGUCUGAUACUGUACAAAUAUAUUCGGGCCAAUACAAACCAUUGUGUGGAAAUCUAUUCACAAACCGGACUUUACAUAGGACACAAGGCCAUGCGUUUAGACUGGAAGAAAGAAGAUUUCGUCUAAGGCAAAGGAAAGGUUUUUUUACUGUAAGAACAAUCAGGAUGUGCAAUUCUCUGCCUGAAGAAGUGGUUUUAUCAGAGUCCAUACAAAUGUUCAUACAGCUACUAGAUGCCUACUUGCAAAAACAGAAUAUUCAAGGAUAUAAUCUUUCAAUGUAGGGUAAUAACUGCUUGAUCCAAGGAUAAAUCUGACUGCCAUUCUGGGGUCAAAAUGGAAUUGUUUUCCCAGCUUGUUGCAAAAUUGUGCUUCAAACUGUUUUUUUUUGCCUUCUUUUGGAUCAACAGCAAAAAACAAAUGUGAGGAAGGCUGAACUUGAUGGACGCAAGUCUCUUUUCAGCUAUGUAACUAUGUAACUAUGUACUUCUCCGCACUUUCUGGAGAUUGCUGGAGAUCCAACUAAUCAUGUCAAGAUUUCAGGGCAUGGUGAAACCCCAUUUUCUGGGAAUAUACUCUUCAAACAUGCUUAGUCUGCUGUAGUGGGAUUUCAGACAUCACCCUGUAUUCUAUGGCUGUCAGAUUCCAGGGUUUCCUAGCAUCAUGGAAGUUUACUGGUAAGGAAGAUAAUGAAACAGAGAUGACACAUCAUUCACACACACACACGCACACACACACACACAUCAAUUUUAUGUAUAUAUAUCCUGCCGAAAGUUCCAUUAGUAAACUGAAACGUUGAUCCACCUAGGCUGUUGCCUGAAUAAAGAUAAGUUUUUUCACCAUAUUUCUAAAGUCCUUGGAGUGCUAUCUUUACACUACUUAUUUUAUAUUUAUUGCUGACCAGCACCAGGCCGAUUAUCUCUUAACAGGAGUGCAAGCAUUGGAUUUUAUAUACAUAUAUAUAUAUAUAUAUAUAUAUAUAUAUUGUAAUGGCACCCCCAGGCAUAAAAGGAGUUAAAAGCCAUUUCGUAGAUCUUCCCUUCCAGAGACACAGGCAGCUACUGUAGAACACCUAUCUCCCUUACUGAGAAACACACGAAUUCUCCAAACUCCUGAACCCGAACCAUAUGAAGCCUCUCAAACAUACGAACACUCCAUACCUACGAACGGGAAAAACCAUACGAAUAGGUUUACAAUCCUGAACCAGCAAAUAGUCAAACCAUACAAAUUAUUUCCCCCAAAGACGAGACAAUGCUCCGUGUUGACGGUCAGUAGGUGAUCUGGUUUAAUGUGGACUACCUCCCCAGUAUUUAUGCAGGUCUCCCAUCUGGUGGACACUCCCCUAGGGACCAAAUGGGAUACUGUGACAAGGACAAUACAAUAGCCAAUCACAGAGUUACACACAUAGCCAUUCCCCUUUAAUUACCCAGGACCCUUUGCUCUGCCCAGGAGAUAAUUGGGAAGUAAUUCAAUUAUCUCCCUGGACAGAGCCUAAAUGCCAUCUUGGUGACAAUUGGAAAAAUGCAUAAAAACAUAUAACUUUGCAAUACUAUGAUAUAAUACAGGCAUUCAACGUGUACCCAGAUAGCUGGGAUCUGAGCGCACAAAAGUACCGAAUAGCGCUUAGAUCCUAUGCACACAGUCCAAUCGCCGUGGAGUCAAAGUGUUCACAUAGUCUGUUCUCCAUACGAAUAGACUCCACGGGAUGGCUAUCUGGGGUAUGGCUUUUCGUGACAAAAGUACCAAAUACAGGGACGUUCGUGAGCUUUCUACCGAACGAGAAGGGAGGUCGGCGGCUUCAGCGGUGUUCGUGCCAAAUAGUGUCCGUUUUCAGUUCCAUGGGUUUUUCGUCGAACACUGCUGACCGUUCUGGACUUUAAAAUGGCUGCCGCCACGUGUUCGGCAAACUAACAAAGGCCACCCAGCAUUCUUCAAUUAAGCUGCGGUUAACCGCAGUUUCUGGGAGGUCAAUUGCAGACACACGCCCAAUACAGGUGGUCCAGGCAUUCGGUUGUUUGUUUGGUAGAUUGAAUCUACCGAACGCCGGGCAGAAAGGCACAAACAAGCCUUUUCUGCAGGGGAAAAGAAGGCUGUUUAACACGGGCCCAUAGUCCAAAGGCAACAGGCGAGCAACCAGGCUUCUCCAGUGCUUCGGUUGGUUUCGCCACAUAGAAAUUUAUUUAUUUUUUGCCCUAUGUCGAUUCCUGUUUGUAUAACAUCCACCUAUUUAGAGGAACUAUGACCUUGUUUUAAGAUUGUUGGAAAAGGUUUCCAAAUUAUUUAAUAUUAAAUAUUAAACUAUCACAACAUGUAUAAUCUAUAAAAAUUAAAUCAAGUAUUCCACAAUAUUAAGGGAACACAAACAUGUAUUUUUGUAAAUUGUUAAUGAUAUUUUUAGGAUAGGGACGUAAAAUAUUGAUAUUUUUUGCGGUUGCCAAAUAGUAUAACAUGGUAAUGGAUUUUGAGCCCCUGAAAACAAUCUGACAAGUAUAGUUUGACAAAAUUAACAUUCUUAUAAAAGGCUUUUGUUUUUGUCAUACAAGUAAAUACAGUUCAUAACUUUAAAAAAAAAUCUCAAUUGUAUAGAUAUGGAUAUAUCACACUCUACUAAAUCCAUUCUUUUUCCAUUCAUUCUCAUAGUCUUCAUUGUGAUUUACAAAACUAUCCUAUCAAUUUACCCUGGCCUGUUGGCUUAACAUAAUUCAUAAGUCCAACCUCCAUUUUAUUAUUUAGUCUUAAUCCCUUUUAAUUAAACAGUCUAUUUCAUCAUUUAGUUUUUAUCCCUUUGCUGCAACAGUUGUUGUAACUUCAUUCAAUAUUGUCUCCCAUCUUUUCUAACCAGUAGAAAUAAUACAAUAAUAACAUUUGGUUACCCAACAUUUACAAUACUCGCUAUUGUAACUCUUACUGUGAUACCCUGUAAAAUCAGCAUUCAUAAAUUCUGUAGUUUUUAUUUGUAGCAUAUAGUAAUAUGUGCAAAUUUGUAGUGGCCAUUGCCAUUUAAUUUAAAAUAUACGUUAUUCAAUACAGUCUAGGAAGACUGUUAAACCUGAAAAUGUGAUUGCAGUUGGUCCUUUUAACUAUUUGGAAAACUGGCAACAGCUGGUGUACAUGCACUGUUUAGAGGAGAGCCAGUGGUAUAUCAUUAAUAAAUAUUCAGUGAUGUCAUGAAGAGAGGCUCAAAGACACAAUAAAAGGAAUUAACGUUCUAAACUAUUAUUAUUAUUAUUACUGGCAUUUAUGUAGCGCCAGCAUAAUCCGUAGCGCUUUACAAUAUUAAUAGAGGGGGAGAAUUAACAAGAAAUUAGACAAUUACGAAAACUUACAGGAAUGAUAGGUUGAAGAGGACCCUGCUCAAACAAGCUUACAGUCUAUAGGAAGUGGGGCGAAAAACACAACAGGUAGCAAUCAAACAAGGUGGAGUGAAGCAGAGCUGGAGGAGAGAAUAGAGUGCUGUCCUUUAGGAGAGAGCAAGGGACACAUAUGUGAGGUAGAUGUUACUCUGGGAGGCCAUAUGCUUUCCUAAAGAGAUGGGUUUUGAGGCACUUUUUAAAUUAUUGAAGACUAGGGGAGAGCUUGAUGGUCGUAGCAGGCUAUUCCAAAGGAAAGGAGCCACCCUCGUGAAGUCCUGCAAGUGUGAGUUGGCCGUACGGGUGCGAGCAGCGGACAGGAGAAGGUGAUGGGCAGAGCGGAGAGACCGAGAAGGGGCAUACCUGUGGAUCAGUGAAGAAAUAUAGGAGGGUCUAGAUUGGUCAUUGCUUUAUAGGUGUGGAUUAGCACCUUGAUUUGACUCCUAUAGGAUACAGGCAGCCAAUAUAAGGACAAACAGAGGGGAGAGGUGUGAGAGGACGACAGGAGAGGAAAAUCAGUCUAGCUGCACUAUUUAUUACAGACUGUACUGGGGCAAUACAACUUGUGGGAAGACCUAUUAGGAGAGAGUUACAAUAAUCCAUGCGAGAGAUUAUUAGAGCCUGUACAAGCUCCUUAGAAGCAUCUUGUGUAAGAAAGGGGCGGAUGCGGGCUAUGUUAUAAUGGUGGAAUCUACAGGAUUUGGUAACAGACUGGAUGUGAGGCUCAAAUAUGAGACCAGAAUCAAAUAUAUCGCCACGACAGCGUGCUUGCAAGGAAGGACUGUUGUGGGUACCACUCACUUGAAGGGAGAGUGAAAGAGGAGGAUCAGUAUUAGGAGGAGGAAAGACAAGGAGUUCAGUUUUAGAGAGAUUGAGUUUCAAAGCACCUCACUUUUGGACCGAACUUCCGGGGAGAGCCUUUCAGUGAUACACAGACAACAUGUUUCAAUUUGGGCUACUACCAAUGUAUUAAAGCUCAGGCAAACAUAUUUAUAGACAGAAGUUACAGCAAAAGUAACAUGACAAGAUCACAUCAGCUAAACACGAUAUUGCUUAUUCAGCAACCAACAACAUGUAUUUCUGGUAAUGAGGUCAAAUAUCUGAGUGUCAUCAGCGUACAGAUGGUAUGGGAAUACAUAUGAGGUAAUAAGUUUGCCAAGAGAGAUAGUAUAAAGAGAAAAUAGAAGGGGACCAAGGACAGAGCCUUGGUGGACUCCAACAGAGACAGGACAAAGGGAGGAGAUAUCAAUAGAAAAGGAGACACUGAAUGAGCAUUGGGUGAGAUAGGAGGAAAACCAAGAGAGGACAGUGUCACAGAGACCGAGUGAUUGAAGAGUUUGGAGAAGGAGAACAUGGUCAACAGUGUCAAAGGCAACAUAGAGGUCAAGAAGAAUUAGUAUGGAGUAGUGCCCUUUGGAUUUAACUGUGAUUAGGUCGUUAGUGACUUUAAUAAGAGUCUCAGUAGAGUGGAGGGGGUGGAAACCAGACUGAAGAGGGUCAAGGAGAGAGUUGGAAUUGAGGAAACAAGUCAGAUGGGUAAAAAAAAGUCUUUCCAGAAGCUUUGAGGAAAAAGGGAGCAUGGAUAUGGGACGAUAGUUAGAAGGGGAGGACGGGUAAAGAGAUGAUUUUUUUCAGAUGGGUACUACAGUAGCAUGUUUAAGGGCAGCAGGGACAAUACCAGAAGAGAGAGAACAGUUGAAGAUGUGUGUUAAGGAAGGCACAAGACAAGAGGAGAGAGAUCUGAAAAGGUGAGAUGGGACAGGAUCAAGCGGGCAAGUGGUGGGGCAAGAAGAAAGGAGAAGUGCAGCCACCUCUUGUUCAGCAGCUUGGGAGAAAGUCUGGAGGGCAGGAAAGGCAUGAUCGAGGUAUGGUUGAGAAAGCGAGGGGCAAGGUGGUGAGAAUUCUUUCCUUAUCUGUUCAAUCUUGUCGGUAAAGUAGCAUGCAAAGCUAUCGGUUGUAAGGUUAGUUUGGUGGGUGGCCACAGCAGGGCAAAGAAGGGAAUUAAAGCUAUUAAAAAGACGCCUGGGAUUGUGAGAACAUGAGCUAUUGAGGGAGGAAAAGUAUGACUGUUUGGCAAGGGCAAGGGCUGUGCUGUAUGAAUGCAACAUGAAUUUGUAGUGGAGGAAGUCAGACUGAGUGCAUGACUUCCUCCAGCAGCGUUCAGCAGAACGGGAGCAUCUCUGCAGGUAGCGUGUUGAUUUAGUGUGCCACAAUUGGGCGCGUGUUCUCCUCACCGUGCAUGUUUGAAGUGGGGCUGUAGCAUCCAGGGCAGAGGUUAGGGUAAUGUUAUAUGAGGAGAUAGCCAGUGAGGGACAGGUGAAAGUAGGGAUGGGUAGAAGUUUGGGAAUCAAUAUGAGCUGAUAAAUUGCUGCAGGUCAAUAUAAUUCAAUAUAAUUCAGAUUUCUUCUUAGUUAAGGGGGGUUAGGUUGAAAAUGAUGGUGUGGGGCUAUUGAGAGCGAAUCAUAAGAGGCGGUGAUCUAAGAAAGGAAAUUGAGUGUUGCAGAGAUUACAGAUUGUACAUGAGAGAAAAUAAAAUCAAGGGUAUUGCCAGCUACAUGGCUGUGGGACUUAGCCCACUGUGAUAGUCUAAGGGAGGAGGUCAUUGGAAGUAGUUUUGAGGCUACUGAGGACAAGGGUAUGUUAAUGGGAAUGUGGAAGUCCCCAAGAAUCAGGGAUGGAAUAUUUUAGGGGAGGAAGUAGGAAAGCCAAGCAGCAAAGUGGUCAAGGAAGAGGAGAGGGGAACCAGGGGGACGAUAGAUAACGGCAAUGUUAGCAAAGAUGGGCUUGAAAAGGCGAGUUGACUGAAAUUCAAAUAAGGAGAAGGAGAGGGAAGGGGGUGUGGGUAGAGGUUUGAAGGAGCAGUGAGGUGAGAGCAGAAACCCUACACCACCACCUUUGCUUUCAGAGUGUCUAGGGUUGUGGGAAAAUUGAAGAGCCCCAAAGGAUAGAGAGGCAGGGGUAUUGAAUCAAUGCAUCUCUAUGAGGAAAGUUCAGUGUAUCCAUGCAGAGGGAGGAGACACAAUGUGCAGCACUGCCUCAGGAAUUACCUCUAGUAGCCAUCUAAGGAAUGGUCAGUGGAGGUAUCCCUAGGCUGUAAUGUAAACAUUGCAUUUUUUCUGAAAAUAUACUGUUUACUGCAAAAAGCCUGAAGGGAAUAAUUCUACUCACCGGAAUGGAUGCAAUAAGCUGUAGUUGUUCUGGUGACUAAAGUGUCUCUUUCUUGGAAACUAGUUUUUGUCUAAUUUUGCUGAAUACUGUUUUCUUAUGUACAUAUUUUUUCAUUUUUGUGUGCAGAUGUCCAGUCCCUAUCCAAUGUCUUUCCCAUGUUGGUAUCAAACUAUAGAGUUUAAUUACCCAACAACCCCAUAUCAAUCCCUAAGGCAACAAAUACCGAAGAUCUUGACUAUCCUUGCCAAGAAACGCAGAUAUCUUAAUAUGAUAAAGAAGUUUGAUGCAAAUGGUAAGUUGAAUUGUCAUAUUAUAUGUCCUACACUAAUGAUGGAUCAGUGCAUGCAGUGUGCAGGUAUACCUUCUGAUCUAAAUAAAACAUGUUCUUUCCAGAAUGUUGAACACAAAGUAUAGUUAUGAUUACUGUAUUAAUAUGCAGCAAUAUAGUUUUAAAUUUUGCCCUCUAACUUCAUGAAGCCUUUGUGCCACCCCAAUAUCUACCACCCCACUUUUUUUUUUUUUUCAAUUGUAUUUUAUUGAAUUUUUCACAAUUAUGAAUUCAGUACAUAGUCACAGCUCAUGAAACAUACAUUCUGUGGUACAAUGAAUUCCUAAUGUAGCCCCUUGAUAACAGUCGGGGAUGGGUAGUUUAUCGAACAUAACAAAGGCAUAUACAAAACAGGUGUGCAGGUAAGAUCAAAAAUGACGUAUUUGACAGUUCUUUUUACUCCUUUCCACAUUAAAGUGGCAUAUUACUCCUCACUUGGCUCUGGCCUGGUUAGAGAUUACUCCCCUCUUCUAUGCUGUUUUGCUUAUCCCAGACAAUUCCCCUUUUCGUACCAUGCCUCCCAACCCUCCCAUGUUUCCCUGAAUUUUGCGGUGGCUGUAGUGGUGUCUGUGGACAUUUUCUCAUAAAUGUAAAACUGUUGUAUUUUGUCUUUCAGUUGUUGUGUGGAUGGGCAACUGUGUUUUUUCCAAUUGAGCGCUAUCAGGUUGCGUGCUGCCAUUAAGAUUAGCAGGAGCAGUUGUUUUUGGCUCUUGUGUGUCUCUUUGGGGAACAGUAGGAGUAGACAGGCCUUAAUGUUUAGGGGGAAGUCUCUGAUUCCCAGGGCAUCUAUUAUCUCCUUAACAUCCCUCCACAGCGGCUGUAUGCUGCUACAGUGCCACCAGACGUGUGGUAGCGUGCCUAUUUCCGUAUUACACCUCCAGCAUUCGGCUGGUACCGCAGGGUAUAUCCUAUGCAGCCUAUUGGGGGUCAUAUACCAUCUAUAAAGCAGCUUCCGGUGCGCCUCUAUAUGGGAGUAGCAUUUGGUCCAUCUUUUGAGACCGUUUAGAGCUGAUAACCAGUCUUCCUCAGUUAGCUCAGUCUCUGCCUCUGCCUCCCAGUGAAGUUUGCAUGUCGUUGGCUUAUGGGGUGCUAAUUCUAGCCAGGCUUUAUAACAAAGGGAAAGGGUCUUGGGUUUCUGCAGGGCUGUCCAGCAUCGGCUGGGUAUUAGUUACCACCCCACUUUUAAUGCUUUAGCUUUACUCUUUCUGCUUUUUAACUUCUGUGCUCCUAUGGAUAGCUUGUAUUUUUUUUUCCUUCUAUCCCUUUUGCUUUUCCAUGUCAUUUAUGUCUUUUAAAUAACUAUUGCACCUGUAUAUACCCAUUGAGCAUUGUUAAGAGUUUCUCUGUUCCUCUUGUUGAUAACAUCUCAUUUUGUAUAUUCUCUCUAGUGUCCCCCCCUAUUCAUUAAUGGGAUACUCUAAGCACCAGAACCGCUCCAUCUUAACAAAGUGGUUUUGGUACAAAGAGCCUUUCCCUUCACACGCUCGUUAGUAUAGUAAACAUUGCCUUUUAAGAUGAUGGUUGUUACAGUAUGGCGAUUGCCAUGCAUGCACAGUAACCCCCACCCCCGCUUCAUCCCCUCUUCUCUAAUUGUUCUCCAAUGAGAAGCAUUUGGAUUAAUUGAGCACAUCAUAACUGAUUAUCUGAGCAAGGAGCGAAGAGCCAAAUAAUGAAAAAGGUAGUUGUGAUGAGGGAUACAAGGUGAGUUUAUCUUCUAUAUGUUUUAUUCUAUUAGUUUUAAUGGAAGGCCACCUAAAUCUGCAGGAAAAAACCUCUAACAUUAGAAAUACAUGUUUUAAUUAACGGUACUCCAGCCACAUAUUUGGGGUUCUUUUUCUAUGUUAUAAUGUUACAAUAUUUUAUGCUUCUCAAUUGUACCAUCUGUCAUUCUGGUGUCCCCGUUCUUUUAACAUAUACUAAUUAUUAUAAUUUACUAUAUUACUAGAUUAUAAUUUACUCCUAAUGUAUUAUUCCAAAAUAAUUCCAGUGCUCCCUACAUGCUUGUAGUUAAUGUGAUUAUUCCUCUAAAAAGUGUGUUUUGUGCUUGCUAAAGGAAAAUAGAAAUGGAAUGACGAAUCUCCUGCCACUCAUACACAGGGGAAAUUAAGUCAUGUCAGAAUUACUGACAAGUAUUUUACAACUUGUAGGACCUGCUUAAGCGGGGGUCUGCCUUGACGUUGGCAGGCGGGCAUUCCCUCCAAUGGCCAUUGGAGUAACUAAAUGACCUCCAUUUGUCUAAAUAUACAUAGGGAUUAAGGAGAGAGCACAGGUAACUUUUUCUUUUCUUAAGUAUUUUACAACUUGGGGAAAUGCCCAGCAGGGGCAAUAACAUGUUAGUUAGUAGCUCAGGUGUUAUGUGAAUGUGCUGGAGAGAAAGUAAAAAGUUGCUCUAUAGCAAAUUUAAAUAUAGAAUUUAUUUCUGUGAUAAAUUAUAUAUUCAAUACGCGUCUGGCACUUUGGAGAGGUGUUCUCUUCACGGAUGAAUCCCCGUUUUCACUGUACAGGUCAUGUAUGGCGUCAUGUCAACGUUGUGGAUCGAGUGGCCCGUGGUGGCAGUGGGGUUAUGGUAUGGGCAGACGUAUGUUAUGGAUAACGAAUACAGGUGCAUUUUAUUGAUGGCAUUUUGAAUGCACAGAGAUAAGGUGAAGAGAUCCAUUGCUGUGCCAUUCAUCCACGACCAUCACCUCAUGUUGCAGCAUGAUAAUGCACGGCCCCAUGUUGCAAGGAUCUGUACACAAUUCCUGGAAGCUGAAAACAUCCCAGUUCUUGCAUGGCCAGCAUACUCACCAGACAUGUUACCUAUUGAAAAACAAAUAUCAGUGGUAUAGCUAGUAGUGCCAAUAAUGCUCAAAACACCCGUGUGGUAUCCCCUAUACCAACACAAAGAAAUACAUAAAAUACAAACACAAAGGAUGGAGCAUAUAUACUAUUUCCUCUCUUCUCAAUUUGUUCAAUGAUGCUGUGGAGACAGAGAGGUAUACAAAAUAGUGCAGAUAACUUUACAAUAUAAACAUAAAGAAUAACAUGUGUAAGUAAGUACUCACAAAAUCAGAGCCAAUAUAGAACCUGGCUCUGGUAUUGAUGACCUCAGGAUCUAUUGCAGGGUGAUCCAAAUCCCUCUGUGAGUGGUUGGUGUAUCCAAUGGAAGCUUGUUCCCAAUAAUAAAUUGCAGAGGAUCCAGUAGAUAGAAAGGUAAAAAACUAUAUUUAUUGGAAACUGAUAACAUAAAAUAUAUAAAACAAAGAAAAAAAUUAGUAUGACCAAUACGCGUUUCGCCUCAUGUGGCUUCCUCAGUUGGCUGUGUAAUUCUGAAAAGUCCAUGUCCAUUUUUAAAUGUUUCUUAAUUAUUGAAAUUCGCUGGGUUUUUCCUCUGGAAUGCAUCGUGCGUUCCAUUGCUCCGUCGGCGUUUGCUUCCUGGUCCUGGUCACAUGGGAUAUUUAGAUGUCACUUCCGGGUUUCUAUCUGAAGUCACGAGUGGAACGCAUGAUGUGCUCCACUCUAGAUCACCUCCCAGUUCCGGUUACGUGUGCUUUCCGGAUUUCAAUCCACAGUCCUUAGGCUGUAGUCGCGAGUGGAACGCAUAAUGCGUUCCACUAGAUCUUACUUCUGGUUCCGGUCACGUGCAGUUUUCGUAAGUGGAACGCAUCAUGCCACCUAUGUCACCUAUUGAGCAUGUAUUGGGAUGCUCUGCAUCGCCAUAUACAACAGCGUGUUCCAGGUCCUGCCAAUAUCCAGCAACUUCGCACAGCCAUUGAAGAGGAGUGGACACUAUUCCACAGGCAACAAUUAACAACCUGAUCAACUCUAUGCGAUGGAGAUGUGUUGCACCACACAAGGCAAAUGGUGGUCACACCAGAUCCUGACUGGUUUUCAGACCCACCCAUACAGCAAAACUGCACAUUUUAGAGUGGCCUUUUAUUGUGGCCAGCCUAAGGCACACCUGUGCAAUAAUCAUGCUGUCUAUUCAGCAUCUUGAUAUGCCACACCUGUGAGGUGGAUGGACUAUCUCGGCAAAGGAGAAGUGCUCGCUAACACAGAUUUAGACAGAUUUGUGAACAAUAUGUGAGAGAAAUAGGCCUUUUGUGUACAUAGAAAUAAUCUUAGAGCUUUGAGUUCAGCUCAUGAAAAAUGGGGGCAAAAACAAGUGUUGCGUUUAGAAUUUUGUUCAGUGUAUAUCAAAAGUAGUAGCUGAGCUGCAGUUGAUCUUUGUUAUGACAGGUUCACUUCAAACAUGACCUCUUGAAUAUAUAUUGUACAUGGUGCACAAAAACACAAACUAAUCUGCAUGUGAACAAGUUAUAAACCCAUAAAACUAUUUAUUAAUUUUACUUACAAUGUUUGCUUUAAUCUCAUUUCAGAUAUCUCCUACAUAAAUUAUAGUAAUCAUCAUGAAUCUUUAAAUCCAGGGUUUGAAUCUUUAAAUCCUGAUCGUGACAUUAUUAAAAAAGAAACGUCAAUUCGUGACGAUAUUAAUCAUUAUUUCAUCCAGGCAAAUGACAUCCUUAUGGCUAAAGUUCUUCAAGGAUCAAAUGAAGCUAAGAAAGGUUGGUUUAUUUGUAUUUCUUACCACUUUCCUGUGUUCUAUCAAUUAUUAUAAAUGAGCAAUGGCCCAUUAUCUUCAGAGGUUAGUUCUUCUUCUCCUCCUAGUCCUCCUAGAUAAAACAAUUAUUUAAUUACUUUAUUUCAAUUAAUUUUAAUACUUUACAUAGAAGGUACAUAAAUAUAUAUGUAAUAGAAAAUAAAUCCUCAGUUUGAAAUGCUUGCAUUCAAUUUAAAUCCCUAAAAAAAAACCUAUGAAAUGGCUGGUAUUUUUCUGCCGAUCCUAGCUUUCUCAUUAUUUCAGGGUGACUUGGCAUUUCCUAAAACCAAACGCCCACCAGCGUUAUUUUGAGAUACAUUUGGUUCAGGAAAUGGCAACGGUUCUGGUUAUCAGAUAAGACAAAUUAAUCCAUACGAAAGUUUCAAAUAAGCCUGUUAGAAGAGUUUGGGGCCUGCAUGUCAAUGGGUUAGAUGACCAGAGAGAAGGACACUUUCGUUACAAGGUAGUGACUAGAGGUAUGGUCAGUCUACUAUGGUAGUCUGCCAAUAACUUUUUAUGUGACUAAAAAGCCUCACAAAUCCUAUUUACACAGACUGAUGGAUAAACACAUGUAUAUGGUUUACCAUCAAUGUGCUUAUGUACUCUUAGACAACACAAAAGAGGGACUUUAUGAUAGAAGAGAGCAAUUUGAACAUGAAAUAUGGCCAGUACCUUCUAAAUAAAGACACAUUACAUUGGCAGGUAUACACGAAGGCUUAAAGGUGCAGGAAUUUGGAAAACUUAUAAGACACUUUGGAGAGAGACAGAUCCUUCUUGCACAUUGACUUAUACAAGAGGCAUAAAUAGUUAUGUUGCUGGAAAUGUUCCAGGUUUAACAAAUCUUACUAUGUUUAUGAUCCCAAGCCAGAUUACCCAUAAGGUGACAAAGGCCGCAGUCUAGGGCCUGGGCUCCGACAGCUCUAGCUGUGAAGGGACCCUCCCUUAGCUGGCAGGAGAUCAUAAUUUCUCCCUGCUCAGCCUUGAAACCCCCUACUGUAAUGAGGAAGCUUUGGGGUCUGCAACUCUAUCAGUCACAGAAAAUUUUAAGAGAUCCCUCACAGUCGUUAGCGCUUCUCUUUGACUCAGUGUGCUGCAGCUUGUGCUCUGAGUCAUUAACAGAGUACGGGAUCACAAAGGAGCUAUUAAAGUGAUCUUCACCUGAUAAAGAUGCAGACCACAAUGCCCCAUCCAGUUCCUCUGAACACACACUGGACCACUUGGAAUCUAACUUCUUAGUUCACCCUCCACUGGACCACCAGGGAUUACACUUUUGCUGCUUAUCUUUUGGCAGGAGGAUGGCAAACUUCCCAGGUCACUUAGACUCCUCCGCACACAACACUCAGACUCCUCCAUACACAAAAUUCACCCACCACACACAACACUCAGCCAGCACCCACAUGCACAUCCAGACUUCCUCCCUCCAUAUAUAUCUCUCUGCCUCCUCCACAUACAACAUUUAGCUUCUACACACACUCUCACAUACAACACUUAGUCUUCCACACACAUACAACACAGCCAUAGCACGCACACAACACUAACAGAAAGAGAACUCUGGUAGGGGGCACUAUUUGGCAUCUUGCCUAUGUUUCUGUGCAAUCUUAAAUCGGAUGUGUUUAGAUCUCUACCAUAGGGUCCAUGCACAAAGCUAGAGACAAGCAAAUUGAAAAGAUCUGAGACUUUGAGUUCUCUGUACAGCCAAUCAUUUAGCUACAUUGACAGAAGCACUCCACAUCCAUUUGUAUGAUCCUUCAUUUGAUUUAUUCCAACAGCAAAAUUUACCAUUAUAGUUGGUAAACCAAAAAACCAGAAGACUCCUGUUACUUUACAAAUUGUUGACAAAAAACAGUAUCUCACGUACGAGUCUGGCAAGCUUAUACUACAGGUGAGUUAACGGGUCCUCUUUGGUCACUCAAAAAACAUAUAUCUUUAUCUUAUAUCUUUUUUCUCUCAAAUCUUUAUUUAAGUACAGAAGACAAUAUGAAGAUCAGGUAUGUGGAGCAUUCAACAAUUUUAUAUAGGGAAGUUUACAUAUCUUCAGAAAGAGGAGAGGAGCGUAGGCGUAAAUAAUAAGUGGAAAGUAGAAAACCGCGACAGUUAGAGAGAGAAAGUGUCUGCUGCAGGGGAGAGGGUAAAGAUACAUUAUCCUGUAUCUCUAAGAAGUCACUAAUCCAGUGAAGUCUACUGGUAACACCCAGGUUUUCUGAAAUAAGGUCCUGACAUGACCAGUCAAUUUAUCCAUUACACAAUUAUCUCUAAUAACUUUUUGUUUCCACUUUUUAAUUAAAGUUUCUAAGUUAUGUAGGAUAUGGAAAGUAAAAAAUAAUGAGGGAGAUGUUUUUAAAGUGGGCUUAAAUUAGAAGUAGGUGCGUCAGACCUGCCAUCAGAAACCAUGAGGCCCAUUACAAAGCCAUCAACAACGCCCGCCUCCUAGAUAUACACAGCAAGAUACCCAUAUACUGAUACACACUGACAGAUACACACACAAAGACAUGCCCAAAUUUCAAGUAAGUCUGCUGUAUACACAGCUUCGGGACGGCACAUGGGAGCGGGUCAGCCCUACUGGUACCAUGGUUCGUUGUUGGUACAGCUUUAGUACUUGGGCGAGAAUGAGAAAUAGCUCUUUCCCCUUCUCAUUCGACACCUGCAGCAACAGGUCAUCUCACCCCCACAAACAGCAAAAGAAAUUGCAGGAGAUAGUACGGUGAUGACGUCAGCAUGAUAAACCAAUGGGCAACCACCUAUACCAAGAGCUGCCUGCAGUUACAGGAGAAAAAGUGAGCGACUGGGAGAGGGCACAGAAUAGUACAAGUAAGCAAAGGGGAGAAGAGGGGUGCAAGUGAGGGAUAGGGAGAAAAAAAGAGUAGAAGACAGUAAACAAAUGGGGGAAUGAACAGAAAGGAACAACUGGAGAAAGAGAGGGUUGUGGAGAGAUGGGAAUAAUUGGGAAAGGGGGAGAGGAACACAUGUGAGACUGAAAUAAAUGAAUAUAGGGGUAUGGAGAAAGAUAAAGAGGGCCAGAUGGGAAUUGAAUACAUAGUACACAAACACACUCACAUAUGUUCCCUAAAGCUUCACACAAAUAUGCUCCUGCAUGCACACACUGACACUCUAUAAAAACACAUCAAUAAAUUCACACACUAACCUUCUACACAAAUACACCCAUCAUUCACAUGCAGUCACUAACACUUCACACAAAAAUGCCCCUACAUACACAUUGCCAUUCAGCCACAUAGUCUGAAACGAUCAUAUUCCAUUAUCCACCCAGUCAGAUAGUCCCAGUCAUACUUACUCACCCUAUCACAUUCACUCAACAUAAGAUGUCACCUACCCCCACCCACCUUGCACUUAUUGCCAUCUAGUCACCCAGCUAGUUAUAAUUUCCAUGCAGUCAUACCUCAAACUAGUCCACUUCAUCCAUACAGUCAAAUACACCAAGCUUCAUUUAUAUGGUGGGCCUGGGCUCAUCGAGGAAAUGGCCUUGGGGCAGCCAAGAGGGUAAAUCCGACCCUUCACAAAGAACUAUACACUAUCACACAGAUACACGCACUGUCAGACACAUACAAAUACAGACAUACUAUCAGACCCACAAACAUAAUCAGACACAUACACACACAAAGAUGGCCAGAAACAUCUAGAACUUCAACCCUCUUCCUCUUAUCCCUUCAUAGCCAGCAACAGUCCCUUCUCCCUCUCCCAAUUAAAAACAUACGUUUCUCCCAAUCCAUGUUAAUCCCAGGGCAGGUAUUUUCCCCGCAGCCCUUCUCUUCUCUUUCUCUCAAAUCCUCUACAAAAUCACUGGAUCAAAAGUGUGUGCAUAAAGGAAUGCUUAGAGGAUGUGAUAUCAAAUCCCCCAGUGCUGCCACUCUUGUGGGGGCCAUCAAGGAUUCUCUUUUGAUAAGGGGCCCGCUCUGCUGGACAAUGUUAGGGAAGAUACUUCAACAUCCCCAAAUGUAUACAAUUACGCAAGACCUCACAUAUGCCACAGAUAUACUGGGGUAUUGCCUAAAUCCCCAUGAAGGCAGCCCUGAGAGGGGUGACUAAAUAGUAGAACCCCAGAUAUGGUAGAACUACAACUCUCUAUUUGUGAGGGUGGCAAAGCAUCAUGGGUGUUUUUGCAAAUCUUAAUGUAGCAAUCAAAAAAUGCAACAUAGAUGCUAUGUAGAAGAUAAACAGACUGGGGAGUUUGUUGUCUGGGAUGGGGUUGGCUCUGGUUUGAUGAUGUAAUGGGAGCUAGUGUGGCCUCUAUUUUACUGAAAAGCCUUUCCUUUUUUUGCUUCUUGAAAUGCUUUGGUAAUUUUGCAUAACUAGCAAACUGACAUGUGUGCAGCUUUGUUAAUGGAAGUGUGGAGUAUGCAGUAUGGACAAACUAGCUGCAACUUCUGAUCAAUUUUUAUGAAGUAGCAGCAGUCAUCAGUGGGUACAACCAUAGCUGGAUGGACCUAGGGCUCAGUAGUUAGACAAGUAUAGACAGGGAACUGGGCACCAAAAAUGUUCUUGACCACGUUGUCACAUUCAACCUGUUCUUGACCAAGUUGCCACAUUCAUCCUAUUUACAUUAAUUAUAGAGGGGGCAAACUGGUAAACCUCCUUAGGGCUCUGUGGGAUCUUCUCUGGAUGCAACCAAUUCCACAUUAAGGGGCAUGAGUAAAGCUCUGUCAUGAGGAACAUUCAAGUGGCUGGGAUUAGCAUUGGGUGGGGACUGUGGUAUGAAGAGAGGUUGGGCUACUGAAUGAUGAAUGCCCCCUUGGAGAAGACCGCAUACAAUGUGUAGUCACAAAUUCAUCAAAGUCAUAAUAGGAAAAGAUAGCAGCAAUGGAAGACUGUCCAGAAUUCCACUGCCAAAUACAAAAUAGAGAAAAAUCUAUAUUUAGUAAAUAUACCACAAAUGACAACAUGCAUGCUUUUAAUCAUUCAUUUAUUUUUAUUUAUUGGGGUUAUAGCUAAAAAAAAAAAAACUAAAGAUGCAGUUUUUAUGUCUGCAGCCUUUGAAAGUCCUCCCCUUCUCCCCGCCUAGACUUUCUGUGGAUGUCCAAUCAAAGUCUUCUUUGCAAGGCAGGUGCUCUGGGCUUUUAAAGGGACACUAUAGUGAAGAUUGAGAAAUUCUUUCCUAUGAACAGUUUGAAUGCGCGCGCGGCUCUUGCAGCGCAUGUGCAUUCCACUCCACUCAGGAGCCGACGUCGGAGUGGGAGGAGAGGUCACCAGUGCCAAAGGAGCCCGGCGCUGGAUUAAAGUAAGUAACUGAAGGGGUUCUAACCCCUUCAGGACCAAGUGAGGAGUGACCUAAGGGUUGUAUAGUGUCAGGAAAACAAUUUUGUUUUCCUGACACUAGAGUGAUCUUUUAAGUGCCUAUUGGGUGUAGUUCCACUGAGCUGAACAAACCAGAAAGUAACAGGAUCUGUUGUCUAUUUAGAAGUCUAUUGAAAUCUGCACUUUUUGCAAUAUAAAAAAGAGGACACACUCUUUACACCUUAGGCUUUGCAGCAAGCUAUAGUGUUUUAGUGGUCUGGAGUGUCUGAGAUAGCACAUAAAUAAAAGCAUAAUUUUAACAUUGAGUUAUACAUUCAAUGCACACAUCCAAAUAGGAUUAGAAAGUGAAUGGCACAUUGCAACACCAAAAGUAAGGGACUUUAAAUAAAGUAACAUAAGGAACAUUUUAAUAAAAUAAAUAAUACAAUAAAGGAGCAUACUUUGAAAGGUACUUAGAACGCUAAGAACACUUAGUAGGUACAUAGAAUUUCCUUCCAGUAAUAAACUAAUUGAAGGAAGCGUGGGAUGUGCAUAAAGCUGUCCUGAAGAUCAAUAAGUAAAACCAGCCAGGUUUCAUUAGAACCAGUCUAGAUGGUGCAAUUUAUUGUUAAAUGUUUUUCUAUACUCAUGUUAGACAAGCUGUCACACCCUAGCACAUAUUUUGAAAAUUAUUCACAAACCUGUAUAGCAUCUUCAUUGGGCAACACAGUUAUUAUCAGGGUUUAACAAGAUGUGACAAAAUCUAUUGUUUGUUUAUACAUAUAGCAAAACAUAUAUAUUUAUGUAGUAUUCUAAAAAAGAUUGUGUUCUAGAGAAAAUAAAUGACAUUCAAAAUGUGUAAUCCUGAAGUUGCAUUCUGUGUUUUUAACAGGUGUAUCAAGAUUCAGAUAUUGAUUAUUCAAACCAGAAUCCACCGAAAUACUUUUUCUACAUGUCUGAAACCCCUGACUCAAAAUACACAUUUGAGCCUGUCAUGGCCCAAAACAUGGUCAUCAGCACAACAAAAACAGACACCUCUAAAGUCACAGUGGAGCCAAACUCUUCCAAUAUCCAUUACAAUGCAUUUGUACUGGACACAGAUCUCGUUUUGCUAAUUAAUAAUGGAGAUGGGAUGGAAUUCUUGAGGCGUCAACAGAGAGAGGAAUCAUUUGGUGAGUCGAAACAUUCUUACCUGCAUUUUGUUGUAGAUCCUUUCCAUAUUGCAGAGAUGAUCCACUGACUUGAAAAAUCUUUAAAUUACUUUAUAAAUGAAAGAGCUCACGUGGCUUUGAGCCCAAAAGAUUUUGGCUCACAGUGCAACAAGCUUAAAGGACCACUAUAGUUCCAGGAAAACAUACUCGUUUUCCUGGCACUAUAGUGCCCUGAGGGUGCCCCCCUGAGGGUGCAAGAGCCGCGCGUGCAUUCAGCCAGUCUCAUAGGAAAGCAUUCUCAAUGCUUUCCUAUGGACGCUACCGUCUUCUCACUGUGAAAAACACAGGGAGAAGUGCAGAAGCGCCUCUAGCGGCUGUCAAUGAGACAAUGGAUUAACCCUAAUAUAAACAUAGCAGUUUCUAUGAAGCUGCUAUGUUUACAGCAGAAAGGGUUAAUCCUAGGUGGACCUGGCACCCAGACCACUUCAUUAAGCUGAAGUGGUCUGGGUGCCUAUAGUGGUCCUUUAAAAUGGCUCUGUCACAGCCAUAUACCAUUUUUUUGUACCACCACUAACCGCAGUAGAGUCCCAGCAAAUUAAUUAUUACCUAUCAAGACAUCCAGACUUAUUAUAUUUAUGGCACUGGAUCCCUAUGAUCAUAUCUCUAAAGGAUACAGAGGAAGGACUGGAAAGAGAGGUGGGCAUUGUGGGAAAAGUUAUCUUGACAUAGGAAGUGGAGCUUACCUUAAGCUCCAACCUUUGCAAGAUUGGCAAGCGUAGAAAAAUUACAUAAGACUUAUGCUUAUUAAAGAGAAAUACAUGACACAUGAAGAAAAAAAAGAACAGAUUCUAAAAGAGAAUGUGAAGUGGAAACAAUAGGAUAAAGGUACCUUUAAAGUGAGAAAGUCACUUUAAGAGGAAUUGAAACUUUGCCUUAAUUGCUUAGAUGAAAUGUAUGAAUUUUAAAACUGAGUUACACUUAAAGUGGCACCUCACAGUAUAGGGACUUUGCAAGUUUGCAAAGACCCUGGAUAGUGAUAUUGAUGCUGGGGUUCCAGUGGCCCAGGGAGGCAAGCAAAGGCAAGUUUAACUAACCUAAACCUGUCCCUCAUGGGCACCUCCAUCUUCUUCUAGAAAGUCCUUUUUUGCUCCUGGCUCUUCAUGUGCGAGAGUACAGCAUUGAGGUCUAUGGAGGGUCCUGUGAGACCACUAUAUCUUCCAUAGACAGAGCCAAUUCCCUGCAGCCAUGCAUUGACACUUCUAGAUAGUGGUAACUCUGCCCAGUGUCUAAAAGUGUCAGGCACUUUGUCUCACUAUAUCUUUUGACUGGGUUGGCAUUUUAGUGUUUUUUCCAGCACAGUCAAUAUGAGUAUUUCAUAAAGAUUCUGUGUUUAUGAAAUACUAGUUGUGUGUGUGUGUGUGUGGGAAGGGGAACAGUGCUGCUUUCAUGAACCACAGUAUUAAUGAAGUGGUAUGGGUGCAGUGCGCUGUCUUUUUACCCGUAAAAACAAAAACAAAAACAAAAAAAAAUGUUUAUAUUACAGGGAUAAAUGAACAUUCCACUGCUCAAAUAAAAACAAAUACAUAAAUAAUCACUGCAUGCAUUUAAAACAUGCGUGCAUUUAAUAAUGUGGAGGUGUAUCUAAAACACCUUGCAGAAGUUACAGAUCUCUUGUCUGCAGCCUUUGCAAGUCCACCUUUUUCUCCAGUCCAGACAUUCUGUGGCUGUAAAAUCACAGACUUCACAAUGCAGCUCAAUGAGAAGUCUUUGCAAGGCAGGUGCUCAGGGCAAUUUCUGCCUCUUGAGUUUAGCUUAACUGAGCUAAACAACCAGGAAGAAACAGGGCCUGUUGUCUGCUUGAAAGCCAGGGGUGUAACAGUAAAGAUAAUUUCUGAAUUCAUGAUUUCUAUUGAAACCUCUGCUUUUUGUAAAAUGAAAAAAGGACACAUGUAAAGCAUUUCAGCAAGCUAAAGUACUUUAGGGAUCCAGAGUGUCCCUUUAAGUCCAUCUCUAGUGACUGUCACUUGAAGCUAAAGCAUAAAUUGUAAAGCAUUGAGUCAAUUCUUUCCUAUGGGGUAGAUUGAAUGUGCAUGUGGCGCUUGCUGUGCAACGCUAAAGGAGCCCCUGUACUGGAAAAAGUUAAGUCAAGCUUUAAUUAUUAUUUUUUUAUUGAAAACAGGGGAACCUAUAACAGGGACAGGGACACUGUAGCGUUAGAAAUACAGUUGUUGUUUUUUUAUUCCUAACGCUAUAGUGUUCCUUUAAAGUUAGAUUAGAUUAAGUGAUUCAUGGAACAUAAGAAUGUUUGAAAAAUGUUCCUUGGAGAUUUUUCCUCUAUAAAGAUGUAAAAAUAACAGUCCCACUUGCACAAAAUAUAAUUCAUAUCAAUCUAUUCACUAAACAUUUGUAUGAACAAAAUUUCGUGAAAAUUGUCAAAUUCUAAAUGGAUUAACAUUUCUCAAAUAUAUUAAAGCGAAAUCUGGUUGCCAUUCAUUCCCACCCACUGAAUCUGCACCAUUCGGCCAGAACCAUCUGUGUCUGGUUUAAAAUUAGGGUUUUUCGCGUCGGAAACCUAUAAACAAUUUAGGAUCUUUUCAAACUAUUUGCUUGCUGGCAACUAGUGCACUUUUAAAAUCUGAGCCCCGAUUUUAAGCACCUGGGUCUCAAUUCUAACCAAUUUCUGGACAAAAUUCAGGGUCGUUCAGAACCUCUUAUUGUAUUGCAAAUUCCAGACAUUAUUAAACUGUGUGAAUCACCAUUCAGCAAUCUGAAUGGCACCAUAUGAAACCAGAUGUUUUUUUUCAAUUCUGACUUUAUUGGAUAGACCUCAUAGUAAUAUCAGUAAUAUUAAUAGCUAUUCUCUUCUAGAUAUACAAAUAUGUGUCAAAGUAUUGAAAUAUUGCUUGCUAAAGUAAAGUGUAUUUCUGUUUCAGGUGACUAUGACCAAUAUUUUCUAAAUGGAUCUGGAACAAUGUCUGCACAAAGGAAUCUGAGGCGAGGCAUGAGAUGUUGGGGAACGGUUCACUUGAAGCAGAUGGUUUGUCCUACACAGUGGCAGCAGGAACAAAUAAGCUACAAAGGUCAGUGCAGCAGAAUAUCUAUGAUCUGCUAUCCCACACAAAAUCAAUAGUCUGUAACUCCUUAUGGCUCUUGAUGACCACACUGGUCAAGUGCUGUUGCGUGUUCACUACAUUUAAGUAAAGGAACACUUCAAGCACUAUAACCACUUCAGCUUGUUCUGGUGCCACCCCUUUGUAGGGAAUCCAAAUGUUCUUUGAAAGGUUUGACUUCUUACCUGGAUUCUGUCCGACACCGCUAGUUGCCACCACUACCAACACCAAAGAGCCAGUAGUUCCAAAGCAGGAACUUCAUUAGCUCUCAUGCAGUUCAGGGCUAAGCACACUGGCUGAGAGUAUCAGCUGACCAUUCUAAUCAGUCAGAAUAAGAUACUCAACUCAGAGAGGCUGUACUCUCAAAAUCAAUAGAUAUCUAAUUCUUUUAUUAUUAUUUUUUUUUUUUUUACAAAACAAGAUACAAGAUUGUAGCAGUACCCCAAGUAGUACAGGGUUUCACCGCCAGAAACGUCCUUUUCCCGUCCUUUUCCCAAGAGUGAGAGGUGCUGUAGCAAACCCAGAGUCAUCAGUGAGAGAAGCAGGAACAGCUCUUACAAGAGCUAGUGAUUGUGUUAUAGUGAUUCCCUACAAUAAGAGUCAAAACUUGGUAUUGAGGGUGAAGAAGUCUGAAGGUUUAAUGGUACAGGUUGGCUUUAUAUACAAUUCCUCAGGCCAGAGGCACACCCCCUGGACCUGAUGGAGCACCGCAUUACAAACUGUACAGACCAAUAAGAACAAUAUAACAAUGUCCGACACUCCCACAUACAGCACACAAUCCCUCCCCUCUGCCUGUGAUAUAAUUAAGGUAGACAAUGUACUAAAUUAAUUAUUCCCAGGCAGAAAAAACACAUUUUUACACAAAGUGUGGAAAACACCCCAAAACAUAACAUAUCCCCUGAUAGCCCUGAUCUGGGUGAACAACAUAUCCAAAAAUCACCCAGAUCAGAGCAGGGGUUCAGGAAAUUAAUAGAAGUCUCUUUUGACCGACCACACGCAUGGUUUCAUGACCAAAAUAGUUCCAGAGAAUUAGGCUGUGCGGCCGGUCUAUUUAAAAUAAUUGAAUUACCAUUCAAAUUACUGAACGGAAUGGUGAAUGGCCAUGGUUAAAGUGUUUCUCUUGUUCGUGGGCUUCAAUUCACCAAACGUCGUUCGACUAUACAAAUGAAUAGUCAAAUUUCUCUGGAAGGUAACUGUGACAAAACCCCUGCUCUGUGAAUACCAAGACCCUUUAUUUUGUAUGCUGUUUGUGCAUUUAGCACUAUGUUAUUCCAUUUUAUUGUUCCGAACAAACUACUGAACAGAGAGACCACACGCAAUGGGAGUGUGCAGCUUAUUAACCUCCCAGAAGCUGCGGUUAAGAACGAACACGUGGCGGCGGCCAUCUUAAACUGACGAGCGCCCAGCGGUGUUUGGUCGUCGACCGCAUGGAACUAUUUUCUGCCACUAUUUCCCACGAACACCGCUGGGACUGCCAAACUUCCAUCCCUUUGUCUCCGUUUACCAUUAAUACAUAUAGAGGGUGGGGGUGGUAGAGAACUCACAGAUUAAGAUGAAUUCAGGCGUAUCUCCCUUAAUAUUAGGGAAUUAAUGAAGUGUGAGGGACCUCCAGCGAUGCAAUUCUGGAUAGAAAGUAACAAGUCUUCUUGCCCACUCAAAAUAGAAGGAAAUAAUUGAUAGUGCAGAUUGUAUAAAAAAGUAACAAUUUAUUACAUAUAUUGCACUCACAGUGUUUCAAAGCAAAGACAGCAUGUCUCCACACCAUGUAUCCAUGUGUUUCAGCUAGUGCAAUCACGGCAGAGAGUUGCAAGCGGCACCAGCAACAAUGAAAUAAAAUAAAAAUAAAAGUUCAUAUGAACAAGUAAACAGUUCCAACGCGUUUCGUUCUCUUCUGGUCUAAUUAUCCGAUAUAAAGGAUAAUAAAUAUUCAAUUAAUAUUGAUUUUCUUUUUAAAAAGGCUUAAAUAUCUAGCACUGAAAUGCUCAAUACCUAUAUGGUAACAUACUGUAUUGCUACAAGGCUGAUACACUUUAUAUUCCUUUGUUAUAAUGAGAUCUACUUGUCACUGCCGUUAUUUGGUAUGGAGUUUUCACUCGGUCCUCUAUACCGGAAAUGACGUCAAUCGGAAGUAAAGAAUGCGUUCCAAGGUGGAACGCACACCAUCACCUGCGAGCAAUAUUCCCAUUCCCUGGUGGAUAUAAAAGGAGAAUCUAUUCGGAUUAGAGAUACCACCUGGUGUGGAGACAUGCUCUCUUUGCUUUGAAACGUUGUGAGUGCAAUAUAUGUAAUAAAUUGUUACUUUUUUAUACAAUCUGCACUAUCAAUUUUUUCCUUCUAUUUUGAGUGGGCAAGAAGACUUGUUACUUUCUAUCCAGAAUUGCAUCACUGGAGGUCCCUCACACUUCAUUAACUCCCUAAUAUUAAAGGAGAUAUGCCUGAAUUCAUCUUAAUGGUAUUACACUAUAUAUUUUUAUAUUUAUUCCUAUAUCUAAGGCAGAAUACACCUACGUUAUCCAGUUUGUAUUAUUUUUUAUUAUUAUCACUUUGUGGUGAACGACACAGCUUUUCCCUUUGGUUUUUUUCUUUUCUUUUUUAUUAUUGUAUCUUGAGUGUCUGUAAGGGAACACUUUAAAAACCUUGGGUAAUCUGUGUAAUAUAGCACUAACAGUUAACCCUCUGUUUUCUGUAUAUUGAUAUUAUCAUUUUAAUAUAUUAUAUUAGUAUUAUAUAUAUAUUUUAAUUUUACUACCAUCUGCAUGCCACCUUAGAUAUCUUUAAACAUCAAUUUAAAAAAUGAAUUACUUUAGCAUUUUUACUUUUAAAUGUUGAAAACUUUUAGAAUGUUUAUUUUUUUUAAAUUAAUAUGUUUUAAAAAAAGUAUAUAAUAAUGAAUAGGUUAAAUUUAAAGUAUUUUUAUUUUUAAUCUCAAAUGAACGUAUGAUGUAUAUGUUCCUAAUUAUGUCUUUUCUUUUUACCUACAGGUAUCCAGCCUGCAACUCUCUGGUGAUGGUUUUAGAACAGGUCUGGGUUGCUACUGACUGAUGUCUUGUUAUUGUACACAUUAUGUUACACAAAUAAAUGUAAAUAUCAAAGCAACACCGCAGUCCUUUUAUUUUUGUAUCUUU
Pelobates cultripes (western spadefoot toad) is the source of this 26702-nucleotide messenger RNA. The record is from the annotation of a GenBank genome assembly. NCBI's taxonomy places the organism in Eukaryota, Metazoa, Chordata, Amphibia, Anura, Pelobatidae.